Styela clava is the source of this 1761-nucleotide messenger RNA. RefSeq names its product ubiquitin-conjugating enzyme E2 K-like. The record is from RefSeq and is a predicted model, not a curated record. Gene Ontology annotation, molecular function: protein binding. Lineage: Eukaryota; Metazoa; Chordata; Ascidiacea; Stolidobranchia; Styelidae.
UAGAUAAUUUUCUUUAGUGAUUAUCUUGAAGCAAACUAUAUUCCAUAGAAGUUUAAAGAUCCAAACUUAGGAAUGAGCAGCAUAGCUGUUAUGAGGAUUAAGAGAGAGCUCAAAGACGCUGAAGAUGAGAAAGAUUUGUUUAUAACGAUCACUUGUGAAAGUAAACUGACAGAAUUGAGAGGACAGAUAAAAGGCCCACCAGGAACACCUUAUGCUGGUGGAACUUAUGAUUUGGAUAUCAAAAUUCCAGACACAUAUCCAUUCAAUCCACCGAAGAUAAAAUUUCUAACACAGAUUUGGCAUCCAAACAUUAGUUCUGUGACUGGAGCAAUAUGUCUCGAUAUCUUGAAAGAUCAGUGGGCGGCUGCACUUACAUUACGAACAGUUUUAUUAUCCUUACAAGCUUUACUGCAGGCUGCAGAACCAGAUGAUCCACAAGAUGCGGUAGUUGCAAAACAGUUUAAAGAUAAUCGACAUAUUUUUAAUAAAACAGCAUUAUAUUGGGCGCAACAUUUCGCAAAAGCACCAGGGAAAAAAGAGGAAAGUUUUGAAAAACAAAUACGUACAAUCACGGAAAUGGGUUUCUUUCAGAGUGAUGCAUUGCAAGCACUUUCUGCUCAUAAUUGGAAUAUGGAAUCAGCAAUACAGUAUUUAACAAGUUGAUUUUUGAUUAUUAUAUUUAUAAAAAGAUUUUUACGGUAUAACUUGAUUCGUGUUCCAAGACAUUUUCCCUUCUACGACAAAUGUGUGCCACUGUUUCAAAGCAUUGUGGCUAUAAGACACUUCUGCAGUCUUUGUUAUCAUUGGAUAACAUUUUAUGAGGUCACAGUUCUAAUAUAAAAAUUUCAAAUUUCUGUUGAAAGAGAUACGUUUGAAAGUUGAAAGAUGAUUUUUGAGUGGUAUCUUCAGUUGGUCACGCCACCCUAAUAUGCAUUAAAACAUAGUUUCAGACAAUACACAUGAUGUUAUGACUCAGAUUUUGUUUGUCUUGAGUUACGUUUGAGUGCAGGCUAGUGAAUUCAAUAUGAGAACAUGAUGUGAUGUCAUCAACUGAAAAUGGAGUAUUCAAUAGAGUUUUGGUCGGGCAUUUCCUACACUGCUCAUAUUUUCUUGGAGUAUUUCAUUCAUACAUUAAUAUGGAGCUAUAUGAUAAUGAAAAAUCGGACCUCCAGAAGUAUGCGCACCAAGAUGGCGCACAACCUGAACAUAGUAUGUGUGUACCGGUUAGGAUUCAGGUUGUGCAACAUCUUGGUGCGCAUACUUCUGAAGCACCGAAAAAUCAAUUAUUAUUAGAAAACUAAUUGUUCAAAAAACUUGCAUUUAUCAUGACUGACCAGGUCAUAUUAUUUCUGCUUGGUUGUCUUGGGCAUUGAUUAAUUUGAAAGACUGGGCAAUCGAAUGCUAUAUAAAUUGAGUCAAUUCUAUAUCAAGCCAAUGCUUCCAAUAUAGUUUCACAUAUGUAUAUAUUUUUUUUCACUUCGCAGGCUUUAAAAACUUAUAUUUCUAUCAUAAGAGCGAUUUUUCUGCUGCGCGGAUAGUAUAUUGAAAUUAUUACCAGUUGAAAUAGCAAGCUCCUGCUUAUGUAAGAAACAAGUGAUUUUCAAUUAUUGGUAUUUGUCUGUUUCACAGCAUCUAUUACAUGACUCUUACCGUUCAACAUUUCUAUCCUUGCUUUUUGUUUAGUUUGGUUCAUUACAUGAAAUAUACCCAAUUUGAACAGUUUGCCAACAAUUUUCGUAAUGUAAACUCGCUGCAACAUUA